Nilaparvata lugens (brown planthopper) is the source of this 1203-nucleotide messenger RNA. Its product is annotated as probable dimethyladenosine transferase. Lineage: Eukaryota; Metazoa; Arthropoda; Insecta; Hemiptera; Delphacidae. Gene Ontology annotation, cellular component: mitochondrial matrix. Gene Ontology annotation, biological process: rRNA methylation. Gene Ontology annotation, molecular function: rRNA (adenine-N6,N6-)-dimethyltransferase activity. The transcript is spliced from 6 exons. The coding region runs from base 185 to 1105 and encodes 306 amino acids. The record is from RefSeq and is a predicted model, not a curated record.
UGACAAUCAACAUCAACAAUAUUCGGCACUUCGGCUUCGGCAGUCGACUCUUCUUCAAUACACAGAACACACGACACACUCACACAGAUGUUUUGAGGUUAUGCUAUUUUAUUCUGUAAUCUAGUUGAAUUAUAUUAUUAUAAACUGUUGAUAUCUCACUAUUAUCUUAAGAUCAGGCAUCAAAAUGCCUAAAGUCAAAAAAGAAAAACAAUCAAGGCAGCAUAAUGCGAUCGCAAAGCAAGGUAUAUUGUUCAAUAAAGAAUUUGGACAACAUAUACUCAAGAAUCCUCUAGUCAUCCAAAGUAUGGUUGACAAAUCUGCUCUCAGGUCCACAGAUACUGUUCUUGAAAUUGGUCCAGGUACGGGAAAUAUGACCGUCAAGCUUCUUGAGAAAGUGAAGAAGGUUAUUGCUUGUGAAAUAGACACAAGGCUAGUGGCUGAACUCCAAAAGCGUGUGAUGGGCACACCAUUCCAGCCCAAACUUGAAAUCAUCAUUGGAGAUGUGAUCAAAGCCGAGUUGCCCUUCUUCAACGUGUGCGUUGCCAACAUCCCCUACCAAAUAUCUUCUCCUCUUGUCUUCAAGCUUCUGCUACACAGGCCGCAUUUCAGGUGUGCCAUCCUCAUGUUCCAACGAGAGUUCGCCUACAGGCUUGUAGCAAAGCCGGGAGAUAAACUGUAUUGCAGAUUGUCGAUAAACACCCAACUUCUAGCAAGAGUUGAGAUUAUUAUGAAAGUUGGAAAAAAUAAUUUCAGGCCUCCACCUAAAGUGGAAUCGAAUGUGGUUAGGAUAGAGCCUCGCAAUCCUCCUCCGCCAAUAAACUACUGUGAAUGGGAUGGAUUGACUAGGAUUGCCUUUAUCAGAAAAAAUAAAACUUUGAGUGCAGUAUUCAAACAAACUUCAGUCUCCACACUACUCGAGAAAAAUUUCCUAAAGAACUGUUCAUUGACGAAUAUGACUGUGCCCUCAGAUUUUGACAUCAAACAAAAAAUAGAUGAUGUCCUCACAAGUUGCAGUGCAGCAGAAAAACGAGCUCGUAACAUGGACAUUGAUGAUUUCUUACUAUUACUUCACGCUUUCAACAAGGAGGGAAUCCACUUCUUAUAGCACACGUCUCAAAAGGUCUUGGGAUUCUUUCUCGAGCAAAUAAAAUGUUUUAUAUUAUUAUUCUAUGAGAUCAAUAAAAUACUCAAUUAAUACUUGAA